AGCUGAAACCCGCGUGCGCCGACCAAUCCAAACCCGUCGAAUGAAUCUUUGCAAAGCGCGCUCUCCACCAGCCUAUCCGACCUAGAGCAACUAGGGCAUCCCCACUCCAGAAUCAUCAUGCCCACCUCCAGCCCCUAAAAGCUUGAAUCACCCCAGCGCCGUCUUCGGGUCCCAAAUAACCCUACACGCAACCUGUCCCGGAUCAAAAAAGCCGCCAUGACAGCCAAAAAACGAGCGGAGGUGGAGUCCCUCCCUAAAGUCCUCCUCCCACUCUACCACCGCAUUUACUGCUUUCUGUGGCUCUGGGGUCUCAAGCUCAUCGCCACAGUCCACACCAUCUACAAGGACCUCAUCCACCCGCCCCCGCCCAGCACACAGCCAACCCUAACCCUACAACUCCCAUCGCGCCCGACCCUGCAAACCCGCAUCUUCUACCCGCCAACCUACAAGCCGGGCCAACCGACCCUCCUGCCCACAUACAUCAACCUGCACGGCGGGGGCUUCGCCGUGAACACGGCGCGGUUCGACGACGCCUUCUGCGCCUCCUGGAGCCAGCGCACGGGCAUGCUGGUCCUGAGCCUGGACUACCGCAAGAUCCCGCGGCACCCGUUCCCGACAGCGAUCCACGACGUGGAGGCGCAGAUCCGCGACCUGCUGGCAAACCCCGCCCUCCCCGUCGACCCCACCCGCUUGGUGAUUGGCGGCUUCAGCGCGGGCGCCAGCCUGGCGCUCGGCGUCGCGCAGCUGCCCUCCCUGCGCGGAAAGUUCCGGGCUGCGAUUUGUUAUUACCCCAUCGUGGACUUCAGCCACUCCCCGCCGGAUAAGAUGCACGCCCGGCCGUACGAGGACUACUGGCGCGACCAUCUGGGCGAUGCCGGCUGGUGGAUCGAUUGGGGCUAUGUCUGUGCCGGCCAGGAUCGCAGGGAUCCCCUCCUCAGUCCCUGGUAUGCCCCCGCCGAGGAUCUGCCGGACAUGGUGUAUAUGGUUGCCGCGGAGUUUGAUUUGUUGCGCGUCGAGGCGCAGGAGAUGAUUCAUCGGUUGGCGGGGUUGGAGGGCCGAAAGGAUAAGGAGGAGGGGUUCGAGUACUCGGAAGUCGCACAAACAGACCAGGAUGACCUGGAAUCGCAACCGUCACCCUCCCACCGCCACGGAGACACCGAUCCAACAUCCAAUAUCCCUCUGGUCACCUCGGUGAUUACCACGCCCCAUGAGCACUGCGAGGUCUGCGAGCGGAUCAUCUCCCGACGAGAGCAGAGGCAGAACCAGUUACAAUGUUGUGGGAUGGUUGGGAUUGUCUUUGUGAUGCUGUUUAUCUGUUUGACCAUUCUCGGGGCGGUGUUUGCGAGGGUGAGGGCGCAUGAUGAUUGAGAAGACUGUUGUAUGAGACACCAGUUGGUGUUAUGGAGUUGGUAUGGACGAGUUGGAAAGAUGUUACGAGCCUCUAGUUUUGGUGCUGAUCGAGAAUUGAACACAAUGCGCGGGAAUAGUGAUAGACUGCUUGACCCAUGGCAAAGACGGCAGCUAGUCCAGGUACCUGCGAAUGUUCGCAAGAUUGAAUAUAGCCGACACACCGUACCGUGCCGCCUCGUUCGUCGUCAUCCAGGGCGCCUCCUCACCGUCGGAGAAAUAGGUUGGCGCCGCUGUCGGCGUCACUUUCCACUGGUGGUCUUUGGUAUAUCCGUCCGUCGCGAGGAACUGUUGCCAAGCUGCGCGGGCUAAUUCGGCGUUACUACCGCGUCUUGCCGCGAAUGCAGUCAGUGUAGAGUGACUCUGUCGCCAUGUGGCUGUAGCAGGGAACUCGAAGCCGUACUCCUCGCGCUGAACAUCCGCUCCGCCGUUGU
Messenger RNA from Aspergillus japonicus CBS 114.51, 1841 nucleotides. RefSeq names its product alpha/beta-hydrolase. The coding region runs from base 217 to 1368 and encodes 383 amino acids. The transcript is spliced from 2 exons. Gene Ontology annotation, molecular function: hydrolase activity. The record is from RefSeq and is a predicted model, not a curated record. Lineage: Eukaryota; Fungi; Ascomycota; Eurotiomycetes; Eurotiales; Aspergillaceae.